Molecule: messenger RNA, 2442 nt
Organism: Columba livia (rock pigeon)
Lineage: Eukaryota; Metazoa; Chordata; Aves; Columbiformes; Columbidae
Gene: POC1A
Product: POC1 centriolar protein A
Exons: 11
Coding region: 1261-2259 (332 amino acids)
Biological process (GO): cilium assembly
Cellular component (GO): centriole; ciliary basal body
Molecular function (GO): protein binding
Source: RefSeq, a predicted model, not a curated record
GAACCGAACUGCGGUGCGCGGGAGGUGUCAUGGCUGCCGGGUGCCUGGAAGAUCCAUCUCUGGAGAGACACUUCAAAGGCCACAGAGAUGCUGUCACUAGUGUGGACUUCAGUCUCAAUAAGAAACAACUGGCAAGUGGCUCGAUGGAUUCAUGCCUGAUGAUCUGGAGUAUGAAACCUCAGAUGAGAGCCUAUCGCUUUGUGGGCCACAAAGAUGCAGUGAUGUGUGUUCAGUUUUCACCCUCUGGUCACCUGGUGGCUUCAGGCUCUAGAGACAAAACAGUCCGUUUAUGGAUUCCCAGUGUACUUGGGGAUGUUCUGUGGUUUUGGACAGAAAGAAAACUUUCCUGAGAUGCAGCCUUUACUGUUUCUUGCCUUCUGGCAGAUAAAGGAUUAAAUAAAUCUAGGCAGCUCUCACCAUUUCUGAGAGAGGGAAUAUUUGCUGGAAGGUGUGUAGUAUUUUUAUUUUUUGACCUUUACAGAUUUAGUAGUCGUCAGCCUCAGUGUAAAGCCGGUUAAAUCCUUAUGGAGAAAGGAGCAAAUCACCCUGUCUUUCUAUUCUUCUGUCUGAGAAUAUGGAGCUCCUGGUAGUACAGUGCAUGAUGAUGUAUUUUUGGACCAAGAAUUCCAUAUACCUGUUGGAUCUCUAAAUCUGUUGCACUUUGGAUUUCUAAAAAUGCCUUGUGUUUAUUUGCGAGAAGAAUGCCUCUUGCAUUUAUUUGGAAAUGACGGGUAAAGAAGAAUAACAAUACCUUGUCUUUCGCCUGGCUGUGUUAAUGUAGCUGGCUCGAAGUUGUACAACAUCAGGUGUGCUGAAUUCAGUUGUGUUAUUUCUUGUGUGAUGCCACAAGGGAAUUUUCCAGCUGGAGCACGAGCAGUUAUGGGAACAGUUGUGAUGAGGUAAUCACUUGCUUGGCUCUGUCUGCAUGAACUGUGAAAACACCUCCCUCCUUGCCUGCUGUGCAGCAAGGGACCUGGUAACAGUGCAGGAUCUCAGCAUCUUCUAUAUCGAUGUUUCCAUAAAUGUUGUUUUAAAUGGCUGCACAAGUUAACAAUAACAUUUUUGCCCCUUUAUAAUUAAUAUGGGUAGUUUCCUGUUGGACUGAACCAGAACAACUGUUUUUAGCUACGUAUUCAUGUUCAAACUCAUGAAGCGUGAGUUUGUUUGGGGUUGAUCGACAGUUUCUUCCUAAUGUAAGAAGCACAUGUGUUUUCCACAGCGCUGCUCAGCAUACAGAAUCUUUGUGUUUUCAGGUACAGAAUGUCUUUGCUACCCUGUUGUGCGGUUUUAAAGUGCUGUUUCCUUCUGUAUAGCAAAGGAGAAUCUACUGUGUUCAAGGCUCAUACGGCAACUGUAAGAAGUGUUCAUUUCUCCAGCGAUGGCCAGUCCUUAGUUACAGCUUCUGAUGACAAAACAGUCAAAGUGUGGAUGGUUCACAGACAGAAGUUUUUAUUCUCACUAAGUCAACACAUAAACUGGGUUCGCUGUGCCAGAUUCUCUCCUGAUGGACGAUUGAUAGUAUCAGCCAGCGAUGAUAAAACUGUCAAACUGUGGGAUAAAACCAGCAGAGAAUGUAUCCACUCCUUCUGUGAGCAUGGGGGGUUUGUGAAUCAUGUGGACUUUCAUCCCAGUGGUACAUGCAUUGCUGCGGCUGGUACAGAUAACACAGUGAAGGUGUGGGACGUUAGGAUGAACAGGCUUCUUCAACAUUAUCAAGUGCACAGUGCUGUGGUAAACAGUCUUUCCUUUCACCCCUCUGGAAACUAUCUGGUUACUGCUUCCAAUGAUUCAACUCUUAAAAUUCUGGACUUGCUAGAAGGAAGACUUCUCUAUACUCUUCACGGGCACCAGGGACCAGCAACCUGUGUAGCAUUUUCAAGAACUGGAGACUUCUUUGCCUCUGGAGGUUCUGAUGAACAGGUGAUGGUGUGGAAGACUAACUUUGAUGCAGCAGAUUAUGGUGAUGUACUGAAAACACAGAAGUCUAGCACCGGUGUGGAGGAGACCCAUCGUGCUGUGCAGUCAGAAAUGGAUUGUGGUGUUCAUCUAAAGAAAACAAAAACUCAGGAUUCUGAUAGGAACCAUGUGCAGCAAGAGGAGGACACCAGCCUCGCGAAUACCUUGGAACAUAUUAUGGGACAGCUGGAUGUUCUGACUCAGACGGUUUCCAUCCUGGAGCAGAGGCUGACGCUCACUGAAGACAAGCUGAAGGAAUGUCUUGAGAAUCAGCAGAAAAUCAUUCAGAACAAAACGACCUGAUUUCCUGAGAGAAGACAGGAGCCGAAGGCAUUGGGAGGUUUGAGGUUGCUUGUGUUCCUAAGAGACUUUGUGUGUCUUUAACUAUUUUCAGCACAAUCUAUUUUUCAGUUGGAAUGUACAGUUAUUGUAUCUGUAUAUAAGCUUUGUUACUUUACUAAAAUAAAAGGAAUAUUUUAUUCGUAA